Messenger RNA from Cutaneotrichosporon oleaginosum, 1199 nucleotides. RefSeq lists its product as uncharacterized. The record is from RefSeq and is a predicted model, not a curated record. Gene Ontology annotation, molecular function: SUMO transferase activity. Gene Ontology annotation, cellular component: synaptonemal complex. Gene Ontology annotation, biological process: homologous chromosome pairing at meiosis; reciprocal meiotic recombination; protein sumoylation. NCBI's taxonomy places the organism in Eukaryota, Fungi, Basidiomycota, Tremellomycetes, Trichosporonales, Trichosporonaceae.
CACGACCUGUCGGAUCUGCGGUUGUGAGGUGCACAGCAUCGGGGCGGACGGACGCGAGCGUCGCUUCUGGAUGACAAGCUGUGGCCACAUCUACUGCGACGACCAGACGCACAACCACCGCAGCGGCGUUUGUACCUUCUGCAACCGCCCCAAUAUCACUGUGUAUGAGCUUGGGGACACCAUGCCGUCUCCGUUACAUUCGUGGUUCCAGCCCACGCAAGAUGUCAUGCGCCAAGCAGAGGGCAACGUCAAUGUCAUGAAGUUCCAAUACGAACAGCUUAUGCGGCUGGCCCGUAGUCAGCGGCAGAAGAUGCUGGAGGACAAGGGCCUGUUGGAGCAGGUGUCGUUGGCGAUGCGAUCAGUCAAAGAAGACAACGCCAAGAACAAGCAAGCCGCCGAAGAGCUUUCGCGACAAUGUCGCGAGAUGCGAGCACAACGUGAUACAGCCAUCGCGCAACGGGACACAGUCAUGAAGCAGAACGAGACUCUUUGCGCAGAGCUUGCUGCUAUCAAAGCCAGUGUCAACCGGCGCACUUUACAGCCACAGCUAAGCUAUGACGAUCCGCUGAUGAACGCUCCAAUGGUGGAAUCGCCUUUCAAGCGUAACGUCUUUGAUGUCGCUACAGCCGAUAACAGGUCGCGUAAGCGUCCCUACGGUAUGGGACCCGGAGACGAAAUGGACCCAUUUCAUCAGUCUAAAGCUGCUCGUGAGCUCAGACAUCGCCCAGGCACCACCGGACCGCCUCUUUACCGCGACGAAAGCGAAAGCAUGCACUCCGGACCGGCAUACGUCGCGCAGGCCCCGCUGCGCGUCCGCAGUGCUGCCCCGUACGAUGGCGCUGCUGUUCGUAAUAACCUCGAUCAAUUCCGUUACCGCAGAGAGCCUACUAGCGGACCCAUGCCCUUGGCUCAACAUCAUCGCCCCUCCUUUACACUCGCAGAUCCAACGCGCCGUCAGCGGCGCCCUCACAGUGCCCAGCAACGAUACACGUCGCAAACACUGAACACGUUCCCUGGGCCGACUCACGUCGACCUCAUGGAUACGAUCCCGGAGAUGGGCGAGGAGAUCAAUGUGUUCCAGACCUGAUUUGAUGUUGCGGCUGCAGCCUUUGUUAUGCCAUUUCUCCCUCAUCUUACCUCAAAGUCCUUUACUCUCGCGGGUCUGUCUUGCUCGUCAAGUACGAGCCUCAAACCUCCCA